CCCUGCCCCGGGCCGCAGAGAGGCGGGACUCGCUGGAAAGAGCCAAUAAAGGACGAAGAAGCCGCCCGAAGAAGAGCCAAUAGACGCGUCGAGUCGGUUGACGGACCCCAGAGGGGAAAGGGUGGGCUGGGGCGGCGGCCAAUGGGAGCUGAGGAACCGCGGGACACGUGGGUAGAGGAGCGGGGCUCAGGGGCAGAGAAGCGCCGGAGCCGGGCGUAUACAGAGCAGAAUGCAGACCACGGGGGCUCUCCUCAUUUCUCCAGCCCUGAUCCGCUGCUGUACCAGGGGUCUGGUCAGGCCUUUAUCUGCAUCUGUCCUGAGUAGGUCAGAGAUCCGUUGUUUUGAACAGCCUACUUCUAGCAGUACCCCGCUUCAGGUGGCCCGUCGGGAGUUCCAGACCAGCACUAUUUCCCGAGAUAUUGACACAGCUGCCAAGUUCAUUGGGGCUGGGGCUGCCACUGUUGGUGUGGCUGGCUCAGGGGCAGGAAUCGGGACAGUGUUUGGCAGUUUAAUCAUCGGCUAUGCCAGGAACCCAUCUCUCAAGCAGCAGCUUUUCUCCUACGCCAUCCUGGGUUUUGCCCUAUCUGAAGCUAUGGGGCUCUUCUGUUUGAUGGUAGCCUUCCUCAUCCUUUUCGCCAUGUGAGGCUCUGUGGAGGGUCACCUGUCUCCAUCCUGCUGCUUUGACUCCAGUCCCAAGCCCUUUACUGGAGUGUUCCGAGCUUUAACAUUAAAAACCAUGUUUCUCUAAA
Molecule: messenger RNA, 749 nt
Organism: Sarcophilus harrisii (Tasmanian devil)
Lineage: Eukaryota; Metazoa; Chordata; Mammalia; Dasyuromorphia; Dasyuridae
Gene: ATP5MC1
Product: ATP synthase membrane subunit c locus 1
Exons: 5
Coding region: 230-643 (137 amino acids)
Biological process (GO): proton transmembrane transport; proton motive force-driven ATP synthesis
Molecular function (GO): proton transmembrane transporter activity
Source: RefSeq, a predicted model, not a curated record